AUGGAGCACAAUCACAUGCAGACGGCUCCACACGGGCCAAAAGACCGACCCAACGAUGACUUCUUGGGACAGUCUGCCAGCACAACACAGCAACCGACAAGCUCGGCUGCGUUAGCCACUGGAACGUCGACGAUGCAGGCAUCUCCUGAUCACAGCGGACACGAGCAUAAAGAGUCAGGCGACUUGCCGGCGCACAUAACUGCGGAGCGCCCGGUGCAGCUGCCCCCCUUUGCGCUCUCCUUCCCCAGCGACCCGGCCACCGAACUAGCGCCCAUCCAGCCGCCGCACGAAAAGUCCGAUGGGACUUCAUGUCAGACCUUACCGCCGCUGUCAUCGGUUACUGGCACGCAAACUCAUGCACCGCAACCGCAGCCACCAGAGCCGUCGCAUGCCGCACCCCUUAGCAGAGCGACCAACCAUUGGCCAAGCCUCAACCCUUUCACGACAUACUACACGCCUAGCUACCUAGAUCCCGUCGAAUCGUCCCCGAGCAUGAGCUCGGAACAGAGCGUCGGCCGGAGAGGGGCCAGCGUGAGCCUUGAUGACCCCGACGUGAGAAUAGCUGCUGAGGCGCUGGGACAGAUGAGAUCAGAUUAUGGUUCCUCCCCGCGUGAUCGCAAGACGUCGAGGGAGCACAAGACAGCCAGCCCCUCCUUGCAGACAACCCAUGGCAAGCAGUUGGAGCCGGAGCCCCUCUUGUCGCUGAUCACAACGUCGCACCCAUUGCUAGCCAGCACAAUAGAAGGUGCUGCUUCGGUGUAUAACACCGGGAAGAACUACUCACCACAUAUUAAGACGGGCGCUGAAUACGUCGAGAACUACCUCAAGCCGGUUGGCAAAGCGGUGGGCAACGUGAGCCGGAAGACAGGCGUUGAAGGGGGUGUUCGGUGGAUAUUCGGGAGACGCAGCAGGAAACAGCAUUCAUCUACGGACAUUGAGACGGGCGAGCGGGGAAGCAGCAAACGACUCAAGUCUGGGCGGGACGACAAAGGGAAGCGGUGUUCAGAUCCACUGUCCCCGGACCUGUAUGCUGAUACGGACGAUCGGCGCAUGUCCAUAAGCACUAUCGACACACUGCCUCCAUACGACGACCAGAGAUCUCCGGCGUAUACCGAAGUAGCCGAGGACAGGAUAGCACGGAUGUCUGGUUCUGAUGCUUCAGGGCAGCCGUGGGGCCAACGGUUCGUCGUGACCACGUCCGGUCUCGGUGUCGCGAUGAAGCAGGAGAGUUUGAGGAGUCUCAAAUACUGUCUCAGGGUCCUGAAGGACACAAACGGUUACGUUGGCGAGGUUCUUGUGAAUCUCAAGAGUAUCAUCGACGAGUAUGACGCUGCAGCCCCGAAGGACGGUGAAGAUCACGCCAUGAUGGAGGGGACUGCCCAUGCGGCCCCGCGGACUGCGGAAGAACGCAACAGACUUAUCCAACGCAUGAGCGAACUCAGGGACGAUAUCUUCCAGGUUAUCCACCGCGCCGUGCAGACGGUUUCGAAGUACGCCGGCAGCGCUCUUCCCGAGAACGCCAGGAACCUUGUGCACCGACAGCUGAUGAGCCUGCCCGGACUCUAUCAGUUCCACUACUUACGAGAGGCGGAGGGACGGCGCGAGAAUACCAGCCCGGAGGGUUGGGCGAGGGAUAGCGCGCACUUGGCGCUGCUCUUCGCACGGGAGGCACUGCAACUAAUGACGCAAGUCGGCGAUGUUCUCAACAGGACCCUUGUGAGUGCGGAAGAGUGGUGCGAGACACUGUACAAAACGAAAGAGCAAUCAGGCUCUCCUUCCAUUGGCGGUUCGGAGUCGACGGCGGCUGCGGCAGUUGGCCGGGAUACAAGCAUGUCGGGUUAG
Chaetomium strumarium is the source of this 1842-nucleotide messenger RNA. Its product is annotated as transcription factor Opi1-domain-containing protein. The coding region runs from base 1 to 1842 and encodes 613 amino acids. Gene Ontology annotation, biological process: endoplasmic reticulum unfolded protein response; phospholipid biosynthetic process; regulation of transcription by RNA polymerase II. The record is from RefSeq and is a predicted model, not a curated record. Gene Ontology annotation, cellular component: nucleus; endoplasmic reticulum. The transcript is spliced from 2 exons. NCBI's taxonomy places the organism in Eukaryota, Fungi, Ascomycota, Sordariomycetes, Sordariales, Chaetomiaceae. Gene Ontology annotation, molecular function: transcription corepressor activity.